GCUUACAAAGGAGUGGAUUUAGAGACAUCUGCAGUCGAAAUGCGCACUUAGAAUUUCGGUAUACGGCGCGAAAAACAACUUGUUUUGUUUAUUAUAAGCAUAUGAGGUUAAACGUAUGUAAAUCAUAUCAGUCUGAUCAGUUUAAACAUUUUUAAAAGAUGCAGUCAUUUCUAAAAUCAGGAAAACUAUCAAAUAGCUCAGAAAAGAGUGACCCUUCAACAAGCAAAGUAGUUAAGAAAAAUCAAACAACUCCAUGGGUCGAAAAAUACCGUCCAAAAACCGUAUCAGAAGUUGUAGAACAAAACGAGGUAGUUGCCGUUCUACAGCAAUGCAUUGAUGGUGCGGAUUUGCCCAAUUUACUUUUCUAUGGCCCACCAGGUACAGGAAAAACUAGCACAAUUUUAGCAGCUGCUCGACAAUUAUUUGGGGACAUGUAUAAAGAUAGAAUUCUAGAAUUAAACGCCUCAGAUGAAAGGGGCAUACAGGUAAUCAGAGAGAAAGUGAGGACAUUUGCCCAAUUAACAGCAUCACAUAUUAGACCAGAUGGAAAACCUUGUCCUCCAUUUAAAAUAGUUAUUCUGGAUGAAGCUGACUCAAUGACAAAUUCAGCACAAGCCUCUCUUCGAAGAACAAUAGAAAAGAACAUUAAAAGUACACGUUUUUGUUUAAUUUGCAACUAUGUUUCAAGAAUUAUUGAACCUAUAACAUCCAGAUGUACAAAAUUCCAGUUCAAACCCAUUCAUGAAAAUAUGAUUAUGAAGCGUUUACAGUUUAUCUGUAAGGAAGAAGGAGUGUUAUGUGAAGAAGAUGUUUUUAAUGUUGUUGUCAGUGCUGUGGGGGGUGACAUGAGGAGAGCAAUAACAUGUUUACAGAGUUGUUCUAGACUCAGAGGAAAAAAUGAGCAAAUAAAUAUUAAUGAUGUGUAUGAAGUCACAGGAAUUGUUCCAGAAAAAUGGUUUAAUGAUUACAUAGAAGCUUGCAAAAAGGAACCUAAAGAUGUAGCAGAUAUGGUUGAUACUAUACUUUUAGAAGCUUAUCCGGCUUCACAGUUCGUUGAACAGUUCAAUGAUUGGCUGAUAAAUCAAGAGAAUAUUUCAGAUAAACAAAAGGCUCUAAUUGGAAAUAAAUUAGGAGUUGUAAGUUUUCACCUACAAGAGGGAGGAAGUGAAUUUGUUCAGCUUUUAGAUUUAGGAUGUGCUGUUUGGAAAGUAUUAAGUAAAAAAGAAAAAUGAAAAUAUGUUUUUUUUUGUAUUUCUUUGCUAUAUUUAAGU
Messenger RNA from Agrilus planipennis (emerald ash borer), 1271 nucleotides. Its product is annotated as replication factor C subunit 4. Gene Ontology annotation, molecular function: ATP hydrolysis activity; DNA clamp loader activity; ATP binding. NCBI's taxonomy places the organism in Eukaryota, Metazoa, Arthropoda, Insecta, Coleoptera, Buprestidae. Gene Ontology annotation, biological process: DNA repair; DNA-templated DNA replication. The transcript has 7 exons. The record is from RefSeq and is a predicted model, not a curated record. Bases 159 to 1232 code for a protein of 357 amino acids. Gene Ontology annotation, cellular component: nucleus; DNA replication factor C complex.